Sander lucioperca (pikeperch) is the source of this 1877-nucleotide messenger RNA. It is a transcript of the gene retreg3, whose product is annotated as reticulophagy regulator family member 3. NCBI's taxonomy places the organism in Eukaryota, Metazoa, Chordata, Actinopteri, Perciformes, Percidae. The transcript has 10 exons. Gene Ontology annotation, biological process: reticulophagy. The coding region runs from base 195 to 1694 and encodes 499 amino acids. The record is from RefSeq and is a predicted model, not a curated record.
CAACAUUCCUAAAGAUUUCUAUUUCACCUGAACGCAGCAUGACACGGGCUCGUCGUGCCGAUUCUGAUUGGGCUGCUGAGUGCUGAGGAAAAACAGGUGACGCCAUAUUGUCAGCUUCCGAAGAAAGCGCAACCAGGCGCAACAUUUCUGCAAACAUGACAAAAUAGCAGACUUUAUCGACCGUAAACGCUAAAAUGGCGUACAUUGGGGCAAUGGAAGACGCAUCUCUGAAUGAUUAUUCUGCCCAGCAGGCGUCCAGUGUCUGCCUGCGAAGUCGACCAUGCUCCAGCGAGAGAGACGGUCAGGUACGGGCUGUCAAAGCUGCUCUUCAGUCUAGGUUGGGGCCCUACGAGCCCGUCCUGACCUACCUACAGUCUGUCCUAGUGUGGGAAAGACCCUUACAGUGUGUGCUUCUCUACACUGUGGUCAACGUUGUGUUCUGGUUCUUCGCCCUGACCUCACUGCGCCUGCUGUUCCUGCUGGCUUCUGGUCUGGCUGUGAUUGUCUUUGUUGAUACCUGGAGAAAUAAGAUCUGGCCAGAGAUUGGAGUCAGAAACCGGGACGAAUCAGAAAAUGAGAGCUGGGGUCUGGUGCAACCUGGCAUCCUCAGUGUGCCUGAACUGUGCCACCACAUCGCUGAGGCCUGGGUCAGUGGAGCCGUUAUCGCAUCCAGUGCGGUGCAGUACAAACAACAUAACCCUGGCAAGUUCUGCAUCCUGACCUGUGGAGUCUUCGCCUGCUUGGCUGUGGUUGGACGCUACAUUCCUGGAUUGGUGCUCUCAUACUCUGCUGUGUGGGCUACUCUCCUGGCUCCUCUGGGAGCCUAUCACAGGGUUUUUCAGCAUGUGUGUGUGAAGCUGGAUCCGGUCCUGCAGCGACUGGACUUCAGUGUUUGUGGAUACAUGAUGUCAAAGCCUAUUGAUAAUCAGUUCCUGCGGAGGCCUCUCCGUGGUUUCGCCUCAGGUAAAGACAGUGAUAGCGAGGAAGAGGAGUUGGCUGCUUUCUGCCCAACGUUUGAUGAUGCUGUUGUUGCCAAGGAACUUGCACUGACUGACUCUGAGCACUCUGAUGCUGAGGUGUCCUACACUGACAAUGGAACAUUUAACCUAUCGCGUGGCCAGACCCCACUCACAGAGGGCUCUGAGGAUUUUGACAGACACAGUGAUGCUGAGGAAUCCUUUGCUCAAGACCUGCCAGACUUCCCCUCCAUAAACCCUGAUGCCACUUUGAUGGAUGAUGACGAUGACACAAGCAUAGGUCUACCUAGUCUGGCUUUGUCUGGGCUAGCUAGUCACCGGGCUUCAGUGCUGGAUGUAGAUGGUCAUUUUGAUUCAGAUCAGGAGGAUCUGGAUGAAGAACUUUCUCUCAGCGGCCUGCCACCUGCCUCUGAUUUCGCCGGUGACUUGGCUGGAGUCAUUGCCAGCAACAUGAUCCAGGCAGCGCUGGCCGGGGCAAUGCAACCUCAGCGUCCUGCUACCCGGCGCAGAGAAGGCCCACCCAGGGCUGGGGUCCGCCGAAGCUACCGCAAGCAGUCCAGCUCCGAGCUAGACACAGACAUGGACGGAGAGGACUUUGAAAUGCUGGAUCAGUCUGAACUGAACCAGAUGGAUCCACUUGGAGGAGGAGCGGGUACUAGACAGGGAGAGAGCCAGGGGUCUAACUUCUUGUCUAGCCUGCUGGGUAAACCACAGUGAUGUGUGUGUGUGUGUGUGUGUGUGUGUGUGUGUGUGUGUGUAAAACUUCAUGGGCAGUGUUGGGCAGUGUUGAUGAGCUGUGAGUGUGUGAAAUGAUUUUAGGAUCCAGCAGCCCUGCUCCUGAUUGGCAUCAGUUUUAUCACUGUGAAGAACUCAAUUUUUUUUUCCUUUUAAAAAAACAAA